Messenger RNA from Exaiptasia diaphana, 8704 nucleotides. RefSeq lists its product as uncharacterized. Gene Ontology annotation, molecular function: protein binding. Gene Ontology annotation, biological process: signal transduction. The coding region runs from base 164 to 7111 and encodes 2315 amino acids. Lineage: Eukaryota; Metazoa; Cnidaria; Anthozoa; Actiniaria; Aiptasiidae. The record is from RefSeq and is a predicted model, not a curated record. The transcript has 15 exons.
CACUGCACUGUUGAAGAGUCUUAAAAUGGCGGUUCGAAAACUUGAAAUAGGACCAACCAAAUAACCCUCAAAUUCACAAAAAUAGUCCUCAAAAUCAUCGAUGAAUGUUAUGAAGUUUUAUUAGUUUUAAAGMAGAGUUUUUUUGAAGGUAAUCUGUGAAGACAUGGGCGAAAUGAGGACUCGGGCAGAAGAACUACAAGAACUCAAAAGGAUGAUAGCCGAGUGGAACGCUAGUCGUUUGGAUAUGUUCGCUAUUAGUGAACCGAACGAGGAUCUCGAGUAUCGAGGAGCGAUGAGGUUUUAUUUCCAAGAUUCUGGCUCAAAAGUAGCUACCAAAUGUGUACGAUUUACAAGCAUGGAUAACACUGAAGAUGUUACUAAAGUUUUAGUGGAAAAAUUUCAUCCUGAUAUGAAAAUGCUUUCAAAUCCGUCAUAUUCGCUGUACGAAGUUCACCAAAAUAAAGAGUCAAGAAAAUUGAGACCCAAUGAAUAUCCAUUACGAAUACAACUUGAGUGGCAAAAUAAUGACAGAGAAGGACGCUUUCUGCUUGUCAGUGACACAGACAAAAUUGCUCAUUCAAGUAUCUUUGAAACAAGCAAAAAUGAUAAAACAGUAGAGAAUGUGAACCUUAAGCGCAGUCUCUCAAGACGAGAAAAAAAGCAACUCAAGAAGAAAAGAGAAGAAGAAGCAAAAAAAGCUGCAGAAAGUAAAAAGGCUGGCAAAGAUGACAUAGCUGCACAUCUUUAUGAUGARCUCCCUGAAACAAGCUUUACUCGUAGUAUAUCUAAUCCAGAGGCAGUCAUGAGACGAAGAAGACAACAAAAAAUUGAAAAACGAUUGAAGGAUUUCCAAAGCAAAGAUGCUGCUGCUGGAGGGACAUUAAAAAUAUUUGCUACAACACUAAAACCUGAAAUCCCAUACAAAACCCUGCUGGUGUCAGUAGAUGAUAAYACAACUCAUGUCAUCAAAGAAGCUUUGAUUAAAUACCAGAUGGAGGCAGAGAAUCCAGAAGAUUAUUGCUUGAUAAUGGUGAAUAUUCCCCCUGAAGGUCACAAUACUAGUGCGACACUUGGCAAAGAAAGGGUUGUGCAUGAUGAAGACUGCCCACUCAAGAUAGCAGUCACUUGGCCCCCCAGUAGAGGGACUGUUGUUUUUCAUUUACGAAGACGUGCAAACCUGCCACAACAUAGACAGGAAAGAAGGAGGUCAAAAUCUCCUGCAAGGAAGCCUGUGGAUAGGUCGCCUGAGAAGAUUGGAAGUGACCCUGUCAAGCAACCAUCAAUUCCUGAGCAUCUUCUGCCAUACCUGCAAGAAUUGUCAUCUGAUGGCAUGGACCCUAGCUAUAAGCCCCGAGUACAUCGUCUACAGAUGAAUGUCACUGAAGUUGGAAGCGAGAAGUCAAUGUCUGCUGGAGGGAAUUACCUAGUGCUUCAUGCACCACAUAUUUUGCAACGACACUGUGUUAUUACAAACAUGGAUGGGCGUGUGUCUGUAACCCCUAGUAGUGGUGAUGCUGAGGUGUCAGUCAAUGGCAAGAGAUUUUAUGAGACGACUACCUUAAUGCAUAACGAUGUCAUUAAGAUAGGACGUGCACACACUUUCAGGUUUUGUGAUCCUGCAUUUGAGAAGCCGUCUCGCCAUAGUGCUCCAGUAGGUUACUAUGACGAUGGGAGUAUUAGUAGCAGUAGUGACAUGGAAGCACCAAGACGAACAAGACCAAGUUCACUUGGAGCUCCUCUACAAUCCCCUUCUUAUAACAACCAUCACCCUAGCAACGACUAUCCUAGUAGCCAUGACGACAUAGAUCAAGAUUCAAAUGAACAGAAUCCUGGGAUGUUUGAAACGACCUUCGAUGUAACUGGGGAAGUUACUACAUACACUGGUCGCACCAGAGAACCUGAACCACCACCAAGAUCACCACCCCCAAGAACACCCACUCAGACGUCGUUUGCACACGAAGAUCUUUUUGAUGACAAGCUGCCAGCCACCUUAGAGUUCCUAGAGACAGGAGAGGAUGCGUUCUUUGCUGCAGUUGUCAGUGAAGUCAAUGGUCAAGCAGUGCAUUUCAAAUUGGCUCCUACCUACACUUUGUACAUGUGUUCUCGCUUUCGCAUGUCACCUGCUUACAGACCGGAACUGAACGACCAUCAACGAGGAGAGAGACUGGGCGUGACAUUGCUAAAGAUAGCAAACAUGGCACGAUCUACGAUCAGGGACAAUAACAAAUACCCUGGCAGUCUUGCGUUUUGGAUGGCAAACUGUUCRGAGCUUCUGCAUUUCAUCAAACAAGACCGAGAUAUUAGUCCUUAUACCAAGGAAGGACAGCCCCAUGGACAGCAAGUCCUGGCCCAGUCAGURCAUCAGGCAUUCAGAGAUUUCGUCCGCUGUGCUCAAAAUGAACUUAGAACUGUAAUGUCAGCCUUUAUCGAUCCUACCGACGGUGCUGACAUGGAAGAUAGCGACCUUGAUUCGUUACAUGAGAAGGACACGGAUAACUUACCUGAACAUUCCGAUGGUAGAAGCUACCAUGUGUACGGUCCAGAUGGUACGCUAUCAGGGAAYGACAGUUGGUUUGGUGGUCGACGAAGUCAAGGUCGUGCCACGGUAUCCGAGGUCAUCUAUAACCUAUCAUCCACCAUGUCGUUACUYCGUCGUUGUCGAGUUAACGCAGCGUUGACUAUACAGGUCUUCUCCCAGCUCUUUCACUUCAUCAACACUUGGUUGUUCAACAAAUUGGUUCUGGAGCCGAAGCUUGGCUUAUGCACGAAGGACUGGGGCCGACGGAUUAGUAAGAGACUUGCGCGCGUAGAGAAAUGGGCMGAGAAACAAGGACUUGAACUGGCAGCGGAUUGUCAUUUAUGCAGAAUUGCACAGGCUGCGCAUCUCCUUCAAGCUCCCAAGAACUCCUCGUCUGACGUCAACGCCAUUUCAUCGUCGUGUUUCAAACUUAAUUCUCAACAAGUACGAACACUUUUGGAAAACUACCGACCAGGCCCCGACGAAUAUAUACCACAGGAUUUGGUAGAAGCCAUGGUAUUGACUGCUGAGGAGAACGCCGAUGAGGUUGCGCGUAGCAACGGGCAAGAGAUCCAGUUGGAGGAAGACUGGGAGCUACAGUUACCAUUCCUCCUCCCUGAAGAUGGUUACUCGUGUGAAGUGAUUCGGGGGGUGCCUCCUGGUCUCAAGGGUUUUCUCGAACCGCUGGCAAAGACUGGGCUUUGUAAGCUUACUUUACAACCGGAGACYUCUGGGCUGUGGACAGUUUACUUGAAGAAAUAUGAGAAAUUAAGUGUGGAUAUAUCAAAUGCUCCCCAGACUCACGAAAUUGAAGAAAUUGCCUUCAACAAAGGCCGUGGUGGCAUGGGCCUUAGCAUUGUCGCUGCAAAGGGAACCCGUCAAAAGGAACUUGGUAUAUACAUCAAACAAGUUGUWAAAGAUGGGCCAGCAUCAAAGGAUGGAAGACUGAAAGCCGGUGACCAGAUCUUGUCUGUUAAUGGUGAAAGCCUUAUUGAUGUAACACAAGAAAGGGCUGCUGAGGUAAUGGUGAAAUCAGGACCCAACGUGUCGCUACGGAUUUUGAAGCAAGGCGCAAUUUACCACGGUCUGGCGACACUACUGAUACAAAGCCCUACAAAAGAAUCACCACAAAGGUUAACACCUCUAGAACCAGAACAUGAUCUUCCCCAGUCCUCACCGACCCUGCCAGAUUCUAACGUCCCUGGCUAUCUCCCUCGCCAUAACAGCACAUCGAUGCAGGAAGAAAGGUUUAUCGAUGAUAGAAGGCGAUYUGAAGCUGAGGAGAGGUUGAAAGAGGAGCAAAGGCUUAUGGACGAAGUAGAACAACGAAGAAGGGAAGAAGAAGAGAGGCUUCUAGAAGAGCAAGAGCUGAGAGAUCGGGAAAGGAUAAGAGAAGAGGAGAGAUUGAUKGACGAAAAGAUGAGAAAAGAAGAAGAAGACAAACGUCUGCGAGACGAAGAAAUGAGAAGAGAAGAAGAACGGAGASUAGAAGAAGAACGUACCAGACAAGAAGAAGAAAAUCGACUCUACGAGGAACGUCGUAGACUGGAAGAAGAAGAAGAAAGAGCUCGAGAGGAGGAGGAAAGACUGCUAGAAGAACAGCGUUCGCGUGAGGCGGAACGACAACGACAGAUUAAACUUGAAGAAGAACGACGGCGCAGAGAGGCCGAAGAAGAUGAGAAGUUCCGUAUACAAGAAGAUCGAAUUCGUAAGAGAAUGGAAGAGGAAAGACGAAUCAUCGAGGAGGAAAGGAGAAAACUAGCAGAAGAAAGGCGGCUGCUAGAGGAAGAACGGAAGAAGGAAGAGGAACGAAAACGCGCUGAACAGCAGAGAAUACAGGAUGAACAACGUCGACUAGAAGAAGAGAAGAAGAGAAUUGAAGAAGAGAAAAGGCGGCAGAUGAUAUCUUUAGAGGAACGGCGCAGAGCAGAGGAAGAGCGAAGGCGGCUGCAAGAGGAGGAAGAAGAAGAGGAAGCACAGAUCAUUGCUGAAGAACAGCGUCGACGUCAAGAACUUCUCAGGCGUGAAGAAUUCCGAAGACGUGAAGAUCAACGAAGAAUUGCUGAGGAGCGAAAACGAGCCGAAGAGGAAGAACGACGUUUGGCGAACGAACCUCAGAAGCCACGGUCUCGUAGGAUUCGUUUCGAAGAUGAAGUUAUGCCAAAAGUGCAAACGGUGGAGCAGCAGACACCUCAGUUCAAUUUUCAACCUGAAACUACUGAAAAGAAAACCGAGGUUGUUGAAGAGGAGCCUGUAGUUGUCCGAGGGAGACUUACAGAGGCUGAUAUAUCGAACAUGAAUUCGGUGUUUGAAAGACUUGGGGAAGAACAACCCAAAGACGAGCCUCCUCGYAGCCCUAUCAGAGUUGAUACAAGAAAUACUCGUUAUGGUCGAGCGAUUGUCAUCACCCAGGGAAUGAUCCAAACUCCUCAGUCUCCUUCAUCACCGAGUCAACCAUCGAAGCCUGUCUACGAUUUCGAACAACAGAMGCAAAAGCAGCCAGAAGAAAAGAAAGAAACUGACUUUGAGCGUUGGCAAAGACAGCAACGUGAACUUGCGGAACGUCGAGAACAGCAACUACUAGAAGAACAACAACGCGAUGAACGAGAAAGGCGUGAGCUAGAAGACCGUGACAGAUUACAACGAGAGGAAUUGGACCGGCAAGGAUUGGAACGUGAACGUCAACAACGCGAGCAACUUGAACGUCAAGAACGCGAAGAACGUGUGGAACGUGAGCGUCGUCAGCGCGAGGAACGUGAACGUCAGGAACGAGAGGAUCGCGAACGUCAAGAACGAGAGGAACGUGAACGUAUUGAGCGCGAACGYCAGGAGGAGGAACAKAGAUUACGCGAAGAACGAGAGCGAAGGGAUCAAGAGCGGAAAGAGCGCAUGCAGAAGGCAAAACUUGAACGUGAACGUAGAGAAAGAGAAGAGCAGGAACGUCAAGAACGCGAAAAGCAAGAAGCGGAACGUAAAAGAAAAGAGCAAGAAGAAUGGGAAAAGGUCGAACAAGAGCGCGAACUAGAAAGRCAACGCAAGGASCAACAGUCUCUCGCAGAGAAAAUGAGACAACAGGAGCAACACCGUGAACGCUUAGAUGCCGACAAAGAAAGACUUCGGCUUAUCGARCGCGAAAGGAAAWUGUUGUAUCCAGAUGACUCGGGCAGCAAUACAACACUUGAUUACAUCGAAUCAAUGUCGGAGGAUGAAGUUGAACGAGAGUUUCGUCGUCGUUUGGAAGCUGAAAACAAACGCAAAAGCGAUCUUCAAGACCGUAGAGCAGGCGGCUUAGUUUCGGUCACUCGAGUUACCUAUCAUCCAGAUCGUAACGACCAAUCUGAAAGAGAUCGGCGCCUACAAAUGAUCCUUCAGGAGCAACGAAUUCUUGAUAAAGAUAGAAAACGAGAUACUCAAAGAGAGGUUCAGAUAAAGCGAGAAGACGACGAAACUCGGAGAAAUAUCCAAUUAACGCGAGAUGAGGCGGAAAGAAAACUACAAGAAGAACAUCAGGAGGAUCGACGGAAACAGCAACUUGACUUGCAGCGWAAAAUAGAAGAGCAGAACAUCUUAAGGGAGAAGGAGAACGAAGCAAGACGCCAGCUCCAAGAAGAACAGAGGCGAAGACCGGACCGUGGARGYGAUUCAGACCACGUGAUGGAGUUAAAAGAACGUGCUUUGAGAGAUUAUGAACGUCGCCGUGGGCUUAUCGAUUUGGAAAUUGCAAAACAACAGGCUCACUUAAAAUUUCAAGACGAGAUUCGUCAAAAAGAAAUCGAAGAAGUUCAAGCCAAGUUCGAUCAACAGCGACCUGUGUCAGCGCUUAAAACUACUAAUGGCACCAAACCCAAAAAACAGGUUUCGUUUUCGCAGAUGUCGACCGAAAUCCGUGAGCCAGCGUCGCCGACUUACGUAGUGGAAUCAUCGUCAGGGUACACAGCUAAGAUCACUCCAGCGGCUAGUGUACGCCUUGUGGAAACACGCCCUCCAGCUAUACAUACACCUCCAGACUCACCACUUAGUACUCCUCCAGAUUCUCCACCAGAGUCUCCACGAGAUUAUCCACCAAUUCCACGUCCUCCUCCCCCUGAAUACGACGAAUAUGACCCUCCGCCACUGCCUCCACCACCUUCAGAGUUACUAGAAGAUGACGAUGAUUUUCCUCCCCCUCCCCCGCCAAGAUUACCUUACAAUGACAGAUCAUCAAGUUCGUCGAGUGAUCCAAGAUCUCCAGUUGAUACAUAUCAACGMAAUACUGUGGCUUCAGGGUACGGGACCUACCCSCGGGCGGCCCGACCUAUGUCGUACCCAGCUCCCGCUGACCUCGAUAGCAUUCAGUUGAGUGAUUCAUUAAAGUACAGCGGCUCUAACAAUAAUAUUAUCGCAAUGAACACUGGAAUUCGUGAAACGCGUUCCCUGGGACGAAUCCCAGUGGGUGGKGGAACCCCUCCGCCAAUACCCAAAAAACCCGAGCAGUUGGGAUUUAAAGAUAAAAUGAAACUCUUCAAUCAAGACAAAACUCCAGAAAACAAAGUUACSACGUCGCGAUGGCAACGAGAACAAUUUGGUGUCAACGGCGAAAUUACUUAUACCUAACAGUAACGUCAUAGAUAGAUUGUAAUAAUAUAGAAUUUUAUAUAAAGUCAAAAUGCUACGUCACAUGCUGAUGACACGUGAAAUUUCACAUGCUCWAUGAUCACGCCUCAUGAAGCACAUUUGACGUCAGAACUACAUAACAAACUAUCAUCGACGUCUAUUUUGACAUACUAUGACGUCAUACUGUUAUUAGAUCCGCGAUGGAUAAAGUGCAGUAUUUUAAUGUUAUUUGAGGAAGCUUACAGUUCAUUUUUAAUAUCUACAUAUUUUAGGAAGAACGUUAUCAAUGUCGAGACGACAAUGUUUAUWUAGGUAUAUAUCUAUGAUUCUUGUCAUAUUGCAGUUUGGCUCAAAAAGGCUCGAUGCUUAUGGACCAAAUAUAGAGAAUUCGAAUGWUAGGCAAGGACAUCAGGUUCGAUCGAGACCGUCGAAUUUCAUUCCCUCGUUUGUUAAGGAAAGCAAUGAACACACACUGAUCACUGUCAGUACUCAAUUCUGAAUAUUGCCGCGAUGGUAAGGGAAUAAAAUGCGACGUCUCUGUAGAACCUUAAAUUGUAGAUUAUAUUUUUAUCAUUGAUAAUAUCAUCACAAUCAAUAAUUCUUACAUAUCAAUUUUAACUAUAAUGAUAUUCAGUAUAGUGAGGUCGUGGCUCGACGCUUUGUCAUGGCUGAAACAUUUCUUUUAAUGAGUUAUUAUUUUAAUUGUUACAUAAUGACAUUUUAAUGCUUCGUUUUAYAGUAACUGUUGYCUUAGUGYCGUCGCUAAGUCGARGUUUUUCUAUAGCGUACUUAUACACACAAGUAAAAAUUCCAUUUUAACAGAUGGCUGCAGUAGACCUUUCUGGUCCAGAUCUAUUUUACUCUUGUUCAGCCUUAAAGGUGUGCAUGAAAUACAUUCAUCAUUAAAAUGAAAGAAUUUAUUGUGUGAAAAAGAUGGAAUUUCCAGCACAGUKGAGGUAUAGAUUCGUGAGUAAAGGAGAACUGGACUGAAAUGCCACUGAGUAUGAUGUUUCAAUGAGAGCCGAAAUUCUCUGAGAAUAGGUACCCCAAUAAGCGGCCUACACCACAUGCCAAUAUGAAUUCUGUUCAUGAAGCUAUUUACAUUUAAAACUACUCAUGUGGGAUUCCCCGUCUAAAAUGUAUACAAGGAAACCUUGUUUGGAGCUAGCUGUCAGUCGGCAAAGUGGCUGACAGGUUAGUUCUUUGUAAAGGCGUGCGGUGCGUUUUGGUCCUUAAUCUUCCAAGGAAACCUUGUUUGAAGCUAGCUGUCAGUCAGCAAAGUGGCUGACAGGUUAGUUCUUUGUAAAGGCGCGCGGUGCGUUUUGGUCCUUUCAUAUGUUGCGAGUGAACAUAUUUGUUUCUUUUGCUGAAGCUUUGUACUCGACCAAGAUCAGAACUCAACAUAUUUUAACAUUCCGGAACAAACUAAUUYCAAUCAUUUUCCAACAGUUUUUAAUCGGAUAGUUCUGAUGUCACUAAAACGUCGUAUUUAUCGUAGGUAGAACCAGGGGUUAGUAUUGACUGUAUAUAUACUUUUAUGSAUCAUUUGUAUCAAAAUUUCAUCUUAUAAAAAUAAAUAGUUUGAAUUAUAAA